Papaver somniferum (opium poppy) is the source of this 1174-nucleotide messenger RNA. RefSeq names its product probable calcium-binding protein CML36. The record is from RefSeq and is a predicted model, not a curated record. Lineage: Eukaryota; Viridiplantae; Streptophyta; Magnoliopsida; Ranunculales; Papaveraceae. The transcript has a single exon. Bases 178 to 858 code for a protein of 226 amino acids. Gene Ontology annotation, molecular function: calcium ion binding.
UUGGGGAAGUUUCCGCGAAGCUCACUAUGAUGGGAGGAAAACCCACCGAACGCUCCUAUAACAUGGACUCAUUCCUCUGCAGAAUUUGCAUUAUCUCUUCGUCUUCUUUUUCCUCCUCACCUUCCUCAUUCAUAAUUUUCAACGCCGUUUUCAGUUGUCCUGUAAUUUCAUUUCAAGAUGAAACUGACAAAAUAUCAUCCAAGAAACCUAUUCAGAUCUAAAAAGAGUAAAUCAUCAUCAGUAUCAAGAACGGAUGAUCCAAGAUUUGGUUCAGGUUCAUCACUAGCUUCAUCGUCAUCAUCGACGAAUCUAAAAGAAGGUUCAUCUUCCGGUACUCCAACAAGCGUUCUUCCGGCAAACAGUCCAUUUCUCAUUCAAUCAAAAUCAGGUGUGGAAGAAGAAAUAUGGUCAGUAGAAACUCAUUUUGAAUUAGUUGAAGCAUUUAAGUUAAUUGAUAAAGAUGGUGAUGGAAAAAUCACCAGAUCUGAACUUGAAUCUGUUUUACAAAGAAUCGGCGGUGAACCGCCGAGUAGAGAUGAGGUAAUGAUUAUGUUUAGUGAGAUUGAUUCUGAUGGUGAUGGUUUUAUUACUCUAGAGGAAUUUAGUGCUAUUAGUUCAGCUUUUGAACCACCUGCUAGUGGUUCAUCUGAACUGCGUGAUGUGUUUGAUUACUUUGAUACUGAUAAGAAUGGUAAAAUCUCGGCUGAAGAAUUGUUAGGUGUUUUCAUGGCGAUUGGUGGUGAUGAACAACGAUUUACGUUAGAUGAAUGCAAAUCUAUGAUUAGUGGUGUUGAUUCUGAUGGUGAUGGUUUUGUUUGUUUUAAAGAUUUCUCAAAAAUGAUGGAAAGACAAAUAUGAAAACCAUCAUUUUGAUUGAGAAUUUGAGAACGUUUUUAUUUAUACAAUCGGUUUUUUAGAGGAAGAUCUUUGUCUUCUGUUAUUAGAUUUAGAUGAUAAUGAUGAUGAUCUGGUUCAUAUUAAUCAUAUAAAUGAAUGAAUCGGCUAAUAUUAAUGAAUCAUAUCAAAUUUUUAUUUCUUUAUUUUUCAGAGUCUCUUGAAGAUGUUAAUGUGAAUAAUUUUUUUUCUUCUUUUUCCCUUGUUGUUUUAGACUUUAUGGUGGGUGUGUAAUCGAUUUACUUCGGAAAUGAAAUUUAAGUAACGGUUUCUUAUCUAA